This is a messenger RNA of Ophidiomyces ophidiicola, 1830 nucleotides long. RefSeq lists its product as uncharacterized. Bases 1 to 1830 code for a protein of 609 amino acids. NCBI's taxonomy places the organism in Eukaryota, Fungi, Ascomycota, Eurotiomycetes, Onygenales, Onygenaceae. Gene Ontology annotation, biological process: transmembrane transport. The record is from RefSeq and is a predicted model, not a curated record. The transcript is spliced from 6 exons. Gene Ontology annotation, molecular function: myo-inositol:proton symporter activity. Gene Ontology annotation, cellular component: membrane.
AUGGGAGAGAAAGCACACGACCCAGAGGUCAACCCCACCAAUGAGGGCGGCCAAGGUUCAAAAUCUUCUGCCUCCGUUGAGAAGGUCUCUGCAGACGAAAAUGCUCGAGCGUGGGUAAAGGAAGGGGCAGUGGUAAACAACAAACUGCGCAACCCUCUAUCUGGGUUGUCCAGAGAUGAGCUCUUCCGGGACGUGGAAGAGUUUGCUGAGGAGAAGGGUCUCGUCGACAUUUUAGAUGAUCUUAAAAAGGGCGCUCUCGUUGCCCAGGACCCAAAGUCCUUUGAAACCUUAGAAGAGCUCUCGACAGAGGAAAAGGAUAUUCUUCGCCGGGAGAAAACGCAUCGAUGGCACCAGCCAUUCAUGAUGUAUUUUAUGACGAUCCUCUGUGCUGGUUCAGCCAUCGUCCAAGGCAUGGACCAGACUGCGGUCAAUGGCGCCCAAGAGUUCUAUUUUGAAGAAUUCAACAUUAAGGAUGUCUGGAUGCAGGGGCUACUUAACGGCGCCCCGUACCUCUGCUCCGCCCUCAUUGGAUGCUGGACAACCGCACCUUUAAAUCGCUAUUUUGGUCGUCGAGGGUGCAUCUUCAUCUCUUGUUUCGUCUCAUUUGCAGCUUCAAUCUGGAUGGCCGUGGCACAUACUUGGUGGAACCUUCUUCUUUCUCGUUUCAUGCUCGGUUUUGCUGUCGGGGCUAAGUCCACCACAACACCAGUAUAUGGAGCCGAAUGCUCACCGGCAAAUAUCCGUGGGGCCCUCGUAAUGAUGUGGCAGAUGUGGACGGCUUUCGGUAUCAUGCUGGGAUAUAUUGCUUCAGUGGCUUUCAUGGACGUUCGCUCUCCCACAAUUCCGGGCUUUAACUGGAGAUUAAUGCUGGGGUCUACGGCAAUCCCACCGUUCUUUGUUUGCAUCCAAGUAUACCUUUGCCCCGAAUCUCCUCGGUGGUAUAUGAUGCGAGACCGGUAUCAAAGUGCUUACACUGCUCUUUGCAAACUUCGUCCCACCCGCCUCCAGGCCGCCAGAGACCUGUAUUAUAUCCAUGCCUCGCUAAGAGUAGAAGAAAAGCUUCGACAAGGCAAAUUUCUCUGGCGGGAAAUGUUCUGUGUUCCACGCAACCGACGGGCAGCACAAUCUUCGUUUUUCGUCAUGUUUAUGCAACAGUUUUGCGGGGUAAACGCAAUCAUGUAUUAUUCCUCUUCAAUGUUUAGGACCGCAGGGUUUUCACAACGCGAUGCUCUAAUCACGUCACUCGGUUGCGGUAUCACAAAUUGGAUUUUUGCUCUGCCGGCUGUCUAUACCAUCGAUACCUUCGGACGUCGAAACUUGCUGCUUACGACCUUUCCACUUAUGUCGUUCUUCUUGCUGUUCACUGGGUUUUCUUUCUGGAUUCCAGACUUGAAGUCUAGGACAGCCUGUGUUGCGACAGGUAUCUACCUGUUUAUGAUCGUUUAUUCACCGGGGGAAGGGCCUGUGCCUUUCACGUAUUCUGCUGAGGCCUUCCCCCUCUAUAUUCGUGACAUCGGCAUGUCCUUUGCUACUGCGACUACUUGGGGCUUUAACUUUAUCAUUUCUCUUACCUGGCCGGCGCUUGUAGAAUCAUUCAAACCUCAAGGAGCGUUUGGGUGGUAUGCAGCGUGGAAUAUCUUCGGGUGGCUUUUCUGUUAUUUCUGCCUGCCAGAAACAAAAGCCUUAUCGCUCGAAGAACUAGACCAAGUCUUUUCGGUGCCGACAACAACGCACAUGAAUCACUAUCGUGCAAUGUUGCCAUGGUACUUCAAAAAAUACGUUUUAAGAGGCGAUGUCCCCCCACAAAAGCAGCUCUAUGAGUAUGAUUAA